AUGAAGGCUGCAGCUGCUGCUCUGCUUCUGGCGGCUGCCUGCUGCUGCUGCAGUAGGUUGCUGCAGGCUGCAGCAACAGAGGACGCAGCUGCUGCUGCAGCUGCUGCUCCCGACACGAGCGGGGACGCAGCAGCAGCAGCAAGAGAAGCAGCAGCAGCAGCAGCAGCAAAAGAAGCAGCGGCAGCAGCAGCAGCAGCACCAGAAGUAUCUGCAGAAUCGGCAGCAGCAACACCCGUGAACGACGCUUCCACAGAAGCAGCAGAAGCAGCAGCAGCAGCAACAGCAGCAACAGCAACAACAGCAGCAGCAGCAGACAGUGGCGCCGCUCCUCCCAAGAAGGGCGGCUGUGGAUGCAAAAAGAAAGCAGCAGCAGAAGCAGCAGCAGCAGCAACACAAGCAGCAGCAGAAGAAGGAGCAGCAGCAUCGGAGGGAGCAGCAGGGAAAUGUGGCGGCUGCUCCAAAGGCGAAGCAGCUGCAGCAACAGCAGCAACAGCAGCAGCAGCAGCAGGACCAUCGAAGGGCUGCUGCGGAGACAAUGAAGUUUCUCGCCAAGCAGCAGCAGCACCAGGUGGCGGUUGCUGCAGCAGCAAGGCAGCAGCAGCACAAGCAGCAGGAGCACCUGGCUGCUGCCAAGGCAAGAAGGCAGCAGCAGCAGCUGCUGCUGCUGCUGCUGCAGCAACUGCAGUGGAAGCAGAUGGGGGCUGCUGCGGCGGCAAAGCAGCAGCAGCAGCAGCACCAGCAGCAGCAGGGGGCGGCGGCUGCUGCAGCAGCAAAGCAGCAGCAGCAGCAUCACCAGCAGCAGCAGCAGCAGCAAAACACGAAGCAGCAGUGGGAAACAAAAGCAGCUGCUGCGGAGUUAUGCCCAUGAGCUUUCAAACUUCAACUCACACCGUUAUUCUGUUUAGGUCUUGGGAGACAACCAACGACGUGUCGUUUUGGCUGUCUUGCGUGAUAUGGUUUUUGCUGGGGGCGUUUUCGGUGGUUUUGAAGUUGCUGCGGCAGCAAGUGGACCAGUGGACCAGUGCCCCCCCAGCAGCAGCAGCAGCAGCAGCAGCAGCAGCGGGAAAGGCGGGCGCUGCUGCAGCGUGGCGGCAGCAGCUGCUGCGCUCGGGUGUAUAUACAGCUGUCUACGCCUUCGACUAUUUGCUGAUGCUCGUUGCGCAGCAGCAGCAGCAGCAGCGGCAGCGGGGCCGGGGGGGGCAGCAGCUGCUGCAGCGGCAGCUGCAGCAGCAGCAGCUGCAGCGGCAGCAAGUGCAGCAGCGGCAGCGGCUGCUGCACCUACGGCAACAGCAGCACUGGCUGCUGCUGCAGCAGCAGCAGCAGCAGCAGCAGCUUGCGCGUUUGCCUUUUGGCCAGCUGUGA
This is a messenger RNA of Eimeria tenella, 1362 nucleotides long. RefSeq names its product ctr copper transporter domain-containing protein, putative. Gene Ontology annotation, cellular component: plasma membrane. Gene Ontology annotation, biological process: intracellular copper ion homeostasis; copper ion transmembrane transport. Gene Ontology annotation, molecular function: copper ion transmembrane transporter activity. The coding region runs from base 1 to 1362 and encodes 453 amino acids. The record is from RefSeq and is a predicted model, not a curated record. Lineage: Eukaryota; Apicomplexa; Conoidasida; Eucoccidiorida; Eimeriidae. The transcript has 3 exons.